This is a messenger RNA of Phaethon lepturus (White-tailed tropicbird), 1092 nucleotides long. RefSeq names its product G1/S-specific cyclin-D2-like. The transcript is spliced from 3 exons. Lineage: Eukaryota; Metazoa; Chordata; Aves; Phaethontiformes; Phaethontidae. The annotation marks the transcript as partial. The record is from RefSeq and is a predicted model, not a curated record.
GCUUGCUUACGGCUUUUCUUCUCUUCUCCCUUCCCCGUCCUCCCGCUGCAGGAAUGGGAGCUGGUGGUGCUGGGGAAGUUGAAGUGGAACCUCGCCGCCGUCACCCCACACGAUUUCAUUGAACACAUCCUAAGGAAGCUGCCUCUACCUAAAGACAAGUUGCUUUUGAUCCGGAAGCAUGCACAAACGUUCAUUGCCCUUUGUGCCACAGAUUUUAACUUUGCCAUGUACCCACCGUCAAUGAUAGCAACUGGAAGUGUGGGAGCAGCCAUCUGUGGCCUUCAGCUCGAUGACGGGGACAGCCUCACGGACCUCCUGGCCAAGAUCACAAACACAGAUGUGGACUGCCUUAAAGCUUGUCAAGAACAGAUCGAGGCGGUGCUAGUAAACAGCCUUAGGCAAGUCCGGCAGCAGCAACAGCAAAGCAAUCCUUCUAAGACGGUGGACGAACUGGACCAGGCCAGCACUCCCACAGAUGUGAGAGAUAUCAACCUGUGAGGACAUCAGCACAGAAAGUCAUGCUUGCUCCCCCAGCCCCUUUAUUUUUGUUAUUAUUUUUAGAGUGAAAUCUCUUUUUUUUUUUUUAAUCUGCUCCCACAUAGAACGUAUUUAAAGCUCUUUUAGGUAAAAAAAAAAAAAAACUACAAAAACUGAAUAAUGAAAAAAAAAAGCAUUUGGUGCCUGUGAUGUUCUACAGAAGGGAAUCCCACAAUAUAUUUGGUAAUUGCUAUUUGAUUAUGUAUCAGUGAUAUUAAAUGCUUAUAAAAGCAUACAAAGUAGUUAGAUAAAUGUAAGCCUGCAUUUGUGGGAACAAAGUAGAGUAUACUUGUCUGUGUAUUAUGACCUAGUGCAUACACCCCUUUUUUAGAUUUAAGAAAGGAAUCGUGUGUGCGAUUUUAUGGCUUGACUAGAUUGCAAAGCAAUAGAAUAAGGGGUUUUGGGCAAAGUGGGAAAAGAUCCCUGAAGCAAUUGAACCAUUUUGAAUGCAGAAGAGAUUUGCUGAUCUGUCACCUCUGUUAUUAGUCAGAAGUGUUUGUUGGAUCUCUGUAUGUUAGUUUUGUUUACUCUUGCUGUCUGUGGUAGCUGCUACCU